Molecule: messenger RNA, 2352 nt
Organism: Closterium sp. Yama58-4
Lineage: Eukaryota; Viridiplantae; Streptophyta; Zygnematophyceae; Desmidiales; Closteriaceae
Source: the annotation of a GenBank genome assembly
AUGAGUUUUCUUUCUUUGUUUCACUGUUUAUUUCCGGUCAAUAAACAUGGUGCUGGCAGGCGGAAGACGUCGAAGGGGUCCAUUCUGUCCGUGCACAUCGCCAAGGAGGCCGGUCAGCUGGUGUUCUUCGUGAACAGCCCGUGGUGUCCCAAGCGCAGCAGCUGGAAAGAUGCCGGCCUAUGGCAGCUGCUAUCCAAGGCGCCGCGGUACGACUCGCCGUUCGCGAACAACAGCCUCAUGGACCGCCUGCUGGGCGAGAUCAUGGCGCUCGAGGACUCCUUCUGCAGAACACCAAGGCUAGGGAGUAGCAGCGGAGGCGGCAGUGGGGGUGGGAUCGGCAGCAGCAGUGGGCGGCACAGGAGGGUGAAGUGGAGGUCGCUGGACGCCUUUGUGCGCCGCCUGCACGCCAGGCGCAGGGCGCUCUCGCACCUGCACCCGCCCCCUCACGGCCUGUGCGGCUGCGUCACCCUUGAAGUCAGCUGGAGCGACGUGCGCGGGCUCCGAUACGAGAAUGAACUGCAGGCGGAAGCGAAUCUGGCGAUGGAGGUGACGCGAGUGGUGAAGCGCGAGUUUGACUCGUUUGACCAGGCGGUGCACGCACAUGCUCUGCGCCUCUACCCCACCACGCCCUCCCAUGGACCCAUGCCUUUGCAUGAAACCACGCCCCUACACGGGGCCAACCAUUCUCACUCCUCUGUGCCUGCUGCCAACACCCUCCUCCUCUUCCGCUUCACCCACCCGCACCUCCCGGCCGCCCUCGCUGACGUCAUCACCACCGACCAGCGACUGCUGCACCAAUUGGAAUCCGGCCUGCCCGCGUGGGCCGUUUUCCUCCAAUCCACUGCCGGCCUCUCGGCCCUCUACCGCUCCUGGAUGCGCCCGCUCGUCGCGUACGCGUGCUUUAUAGUCUCCCUCGUUACAGUGCUCAUCGGAUUCUACGACCUGUAUAAGAACAUCCCGGCCUACAGCUGCUCUGUGCUGAAGCUCGCACAGCUGCUGUCUUCACUAGUCACUUCUCACUUGUCCUUCCUCUACAGCAACGGCCUGCUGCUGUAUCGGUUCCUCUCACAAGCAUGCAGCAGCAGCAUGUGGAGAGUGUCUCAGCUGCUGUCGGCUCAGCUGUCGUUUCUGUAUUCGAGGGCUGCGCUGCUGGGCCGGCUGCUCGGGGUGCUUGUUCAACCGCUUCUGCUCCUUGCCCGUACCCUCUGGGCUGUAGGUCGAGCCAUCAUCCUGCCACUGUUCCACUUCAUCCAUCUCCUCCUCACGCCUCUCCUCUCCGCCCUCCUCUCUCUCCUCAAGCUCCCCUUACAGCUGCUCCGCCUGCUGCUGCAACUCUCCUCCUUCCUCUACUCCACCUUUUCUCACUCAUUCUCCCACUCCUUCUCCCUCUCCCUCGCCUCCUCCCUCAAAGCCCUCUCCCUUCACCUCACACACCUCUCCAACACCCUUUCUCUUCACCUUCUAUACCUCUCUAAAACCCUCGUGCAACCAAUUACAUACUCCAUAAAAGCCGUCUCUUUUACCUUCGCUUACGGCUAUAAAUCCGUGGCGAAUAGCUUCUCCUAUAUCUCCAAGGCUGUUACCUCUUCGCUGCGAUUGGUCGGUGGGGCUCGGAAGCUAGGCUCGGCAACCAAGGCUGUGGGGCAGCAGAUCUCUGCUGCAGGUUCGGCAGUCGGGCAGGUUUCCGCAGCUGCAGGUUCGGCGGUGGCUCGGUCGCCGCCCUCCUCCCUACUGCAGAUGUGGCAUAACCUCUUCCAGAAGGUGGGAUUAACAGAGGCGUUGAGAUCAAAGUUGUUGCAAUUGUCCCUCUUCAAAUUCUCAAAGAACAGCUCUUCCCUGCUGCAGAUGUGGCAUAAUUUCUUCCAGAAGUUGUUCCGAGCCAUCAUGUGGAUCUUCAAGGGCGUAGGCUCCUUCGUAGCUGCGGCUAACAGACACCGCCUCAGCACGCGGCACUAUGUGCUUUCACAGGCGCGCAAGCUGCAAGCUUGGUCUCUCCAAGCUGCUCAGCACGCCCAGGCAACAAUGCUUAAGUACGGCCGCAAGCUGCUUGCUCCCCGACGCAUUCCCUCCGCACCACCUCGAGAUAUUUCGGCUUCAGUUACUGCUGCGCCUCGAGAGAUUCUGGUGUUUGUAGAGAUCACCAGGACGAGGAGGGAGAGGAGGACGAGAUGUUUGAGGAUGCUUGGAACGAUGCAUUCAAAAAUGACUUUGAUGGAGAGGCCUGGAAUGACUAGGGUCAGAAGAUCCUCUUCACAGGCAACACAUUGCAUGAUUUUGGAUUCCAAAGGUUACAAUUCUGAAGGAAUUCUGCUGGUCGACAUCGUGCAAUCAAGCUCCCAAGCCCUAGUUUGA